CCGGAAAUGCGUGGGUGAUCAGUUACCAUCAUCAGUCUCUUAAACAAAAGUUCAUGAAGUUUUCACAACAGCUUUACUGUAGUCAACUUCUCCGACCGCUGACAUGCCUGCAAUGUAUAGCUGGUGGAUUCCAUGCAUUGUUUUACUUAAUUCCGCUUUAUUGGGAUCUUGUGAUUCGGACUCUGGAAUCGCAGAUGGAGCCCAGCCUGAGCUCUUCAUUUUCCACCAGUCGUGCGCCCUGAAGAAGGACGAAGGGCCAUGCAAGGCAUUAAAGGAGCGUUUCUACUUCGACAUUGACACGGGCCGCUGUGAGGCCUUCCAGUUUGGCGGUUGCAGAGGCAACGGCAACAAUUUUGAGACCUUGGAGGCGUGUGAGGGAAUGUGCCUGGUCUCUGUUGACAAGAGUCCCUGUCACCUGGAGGAGGCUCCGGGGCCGUGUCGAGGUCUGGUGACGCGUUACCUCUUUGACAGCCAGAGCCAGGAGUGCAAGCACUUCUACUACGGAGGCUGCUUCGGCAACGCCAACAACUUCAAGAGUAUGAAAGAGUGCCAGGCCAGAUGCCAGAACCCAGAAAACGCCACUGUGGCCCUUAAAUUGGAUGUGGUCCCUAAAUUGGAGGUCACCGUCCCAGAACCCACUAGCCAGCCCAGGGUACAGCCUCUCAAAGUAACUGACUUCAAUCCUCCGGACUUCUGUCUCAGUCCCAUUGACAAGGGCACAACGUGUGACGGAGAGGAGAGAACUCAGAGGAGAUAUGUGUACAACCCCAAGGCAAAGAGAUGUCAGUCGUUGCGCUACAGUGGCUGCGGGGGCAACAAGAACAACUUUGUCCUCAAGAGACGCUGCAUGAAGAUGUGUAUGAAGCCAGAUCAUCAUCACAAAGGGAAGGUCAUUCGUAUAAAGAAAAAGAACACCAACAUCUUAUUUCGAUCUGUCUGAAUAAAGGCUUCGUAUUAAACCAUUCCUACACACACUACUUUUUCAUUCAUCUUUAUUUAUAUCAUUCUUAUUUGACUUUGGUAUGUUCUUGUGGUCUUACGGCAGUUGUAUAAAAGGCUUGUUUUGACCUAUUGUGUAAUAUUGUAUCGCUUAUUGUAACCUUUUAACCCUUUUGUAAGAAGAUUUGUUUUGUAAUAUCACCAUUUCAUACUUUUGUUUUUACUGUCACAUACCAAACACAGGUAUAUAAUUGUAUUUUUUUUCCUAAGGACAACAGACAAGUUGUUUAAUUGACAAAUUAUGAACAUUCAUAAACCCAAAAGUACUGCACUGCACAUGUAAUAUCAUACAAUAAAACACAUUAUCUGUAUCAA
Molecule: messenger RNA, 1314 nt
Organism: Coregonus clupeaformis (lake whitefish)
Lineage: Eukaryota; Metazoa; Chordata; Actinopteri; Salmoniformes; Salmonidae
Gene: tfpia
Product: tissue factor pathway inhibitor a
Exons: 6
Coding region: 104-940 (278 amino acids)
Biological process (GO): negative regulation of peptidase activity
Cellular component (GO): extracellular region
Molecular function (GO): serine-type endopeptidase inhibitor activity
Source: RefSeq, a predicted model, not a curated record